Gavialis gangeticus (Gharial) is the source of this 3263-nucleotide messenger RNA. RefSeq names its product fibroblast growth factor 9 (gene FGF9). Lineage: Eukaryota; Metazoa; Chordata; Crocodylia; Gavialidae. The record is from RefSeq and is a predicted model, not a curated record. Gene Ontology annotation, cellular component: cytoplasm. Bases 1274 to 1900 code for a protein of 208 amino acids. Gene Ontology annotation, molecular function: fibroblast growth factor receptor binding; growth factor activity. The transcript is spliced from 3 exons. Gene Ontology annotation, biological process: positive regulation of gene expression; lung development; animal organ morphogenesis.
CUGAAACCGCAGCGAUGGGCACAAGCCGCGGCUUUGGCCGCACGCAGCACCUGGCCCGGGGGACCAGGCUUCGCACGCCGCAGCGGCCUUGAGCUCUCCCGGGCCCCCUGGGAUGCAGCCCGGGAGUGCCGGAGCCCAGCCCCGGCUAAGCAGCCGAGCGAGGGGGGGUUUCUUCAAUGUCACGGUGGACUUGGGCUACUGCAGGCAUCUGCCAGGAGCUCCUGCCUGCCGCGGCAGCGCCGCUUUGUCCAGGGAGCGCCCAGCUCCUGCCCACCACAAAGUUUCUGGCCGCCGCUUUCUUCCUUUGCAGGCGCGAUUGCCGCAGAGCAGUAAGAGCCGCUGGAAGGAGGGCAGAGCUGGAAGGGGAGCGGUAUUGCAGCAGGUAGGGCUGGGCGCUAGGACCGCGGAGAAUCCUCCCGGCAGCAAUCAGGACUACCUUAAACCCAGCCCAAUGCCUCUUCCUGCGCCACUCUGCGUGCUGGAUGGAGACCCACAGUCAAGAGCUGCAGCUCAGUGCUGGAGUACAACAUUGCACAGCGAGCCCUGCAGAAGCAACACCUGUUUCGAGCCAGCCAAGACAGACACAAGCACUUGUACGGUUCUGCUUUGCUUGUGGAUCGCCAAUAAUCCUAAGCCAAUGGACAUCUGCGGAGCCUCCUGAGGAUUCUGGAUAAUAGAUUUGGACGUCAAAAGUUUUUUUUUUUUUUUUCUUUUUGGAUUUAUUUCAGCCAACAACGUGAGAUCCCCCACCCCCCUUUGCAGGAUUCAUGCUGAUGUAUGCAGUCUGUUAUAGAGUAAAAACAGCGCAUGCCUUUCUGGAGUCAGAAUCCAUAAAUCCUGACGUAGCCUGUGCAUCUUAAAAAAAAUCCCUAUAACGCCUAGGUAUUUAAGUUGCUAUGGUCAUUCUUGUCUUAAACCAAAUGGAGAAACUACGGAUUUUUUUCCUUAUUACAGUUGGAUGGGCUGAAGACCUUGCUGCUUGCUAAGAGCUGGGGAUCUAUACAUAUAGCGAGAUACACAUAUAGAUGUUUAUACAUAUGUCAGUGUGUGAGUAGAAAGUGGUGGUUUCUUAGACUAACUGGUUUGACCUUGAACCUGUGCCACUCCAACCAGAAUAUUACUUUUAUUUAUGCAUUUAAUGGAUUGAAGAAAGAACAUUUUCUCUGUAACCGCAGUAGGGAGGGGAGUGGAGUGGAUAUACCUAAUCUUGUAUCUCCUGGGUUUGGCACCAUCAUUAUUGUUUGCUCUUAUUCUCUAAAAGCAGAAUCUUCUGAUGGCUCCCUUAGGUGAAGUUGGGAACUAUUUCGGUGUGCAGGAUGCAGUAGCCUUUGGGAAUGUGCCUGUUUUGCCGGUGGAUAGUCCGGUUUUGUUAAGUGACCACCUGGGUCAGUCCGAGGCAGGUGGGCUACCCAGGGGGCCUGCAGUCACGGACUUGGACCAUUUAAAGGGGAUCCUCAGGCGGAGGCAGCUCUACUGCAGGACUGGAUUUCAUUUAGAAAUCUUCCCCAAUGGUACUAUCCAGGGAACGAGGCAAGACCACAGCAGAUUUGGUAUACUGGAAUUUAUCAGUAUAGCAGUGGGCCUGGUCAGCAUUCGAGGGGUUGACAGUGGACUCUACCUUGGAAUGAAUGAGAAAGGGGAAUUGUAUGGCUCGGAAAAAUUAACCCAGGAGUGUGUAUUCAGAGAGCAUUUUGAAGAGAACUGGUAUAACACGUAUUCAUCAAAUCUAUAUAAACAUGUGGACACUGGAAGACGAUAUUAUGUUGCAUUAAAUAAAGAUGGGACUCCAAGAGAGGGGACUAGGACUAAACGGCAUCAAAAAUUUACACAUUUUUUACCUAGACCAGUGGACCCUGAGAAAGUACCUGAACUAUAUAAGGAUAUUUUAAGCCAAAGUUGACAAAGACAAUUCCUUCACUUGAGCCCUUAAAAAGUAACCACUAUAAAGGUUUCAUGCGGUGGGUUCUUAUUGAUUAGCUGUGUCAUCACAUCAGCUCCACUGUUGCCAAACUUUGUCGCAUGCAUAAUGUAUGAUGGAGGCUUGGAUGGAACAUGCUGAUUUUGUUCUGCACUUAAAGGUUUGUCCUCCUGGAGGAGAGCCUAUGCCCACUCGCUUGAUUUAUUACGAGAGAGAGUGUGUGAGAGUGAGAGAUUGAGUGAAAGAGAAAGAGAAAGAGAAGCAAAAGCAAGAAGGAAAAAGGCCUGAUGCAUGCUGGGAAAUAGACAUGCUUUUAAAUUUUUGAUCAGUUGUACUUCGUCAUAUAUCAGCAUAGCUGCCAUACUUUGAUUCAUCAGGAUUUUUGGCUGGUGGCCUGCUCAAGUGUACGCUGCAUUUACAAAGGCAUGGAGGGUGCAGUCUUACUUAAACAAGAGACUUUUCAGUUAAUUGCUCCCUGGGCAGCAUCCCAGUGAGUUUAAAGCAAAGACCUCUUAGUAAAAAAAUAAAAGGUUAAAUUUAUUUAUAGAAAUUCCAAAGGCAACAUUUUAUUUAUUUUAUAUAUUUAUUUAUUAUAUAGAGUUUAUUUUUAAUGAAAUAUGUACAGGCCAGAUAGGCAUUUUGGAAGCUUUAGGCUCUGUAAGCAUUAAAAUGGCAAAGGCCACUAUGAACCUGUGGUAAAUUCAUGCAAGUAAAUAUAAAGGUGCAUGGAUACAAAAAAUCCUAGUGACCCUAAUGUACUAAAGGCAACAAUCUAUUUUGUGCCCAUAUUAUUGUAAAAAUAUGCACACCACUCAUGACACUGAGUAUUCACUCCUCUGACUGCUUGUUCCAUAGCUUAUCCCCAGAGGAUUAAAGAUAAAACUGGGUCUUCAAAUUUAUUCUGUGUCUGUAAUAUUUCCUCUCUGAUAAAAAGUGACUUAUUCCAUCAUUGUAAACUUCACAGUUCUGGAAAAUAUAGGGGGUGGAAUAUAUUUUACUUGUUAAAACCUACUGCAGAUUAUACCAAAGCUAAAUGAUAAACAUGCUUUUUUAAGCAGAAUGCCAGAGACAAGCUAAGUAAUGUCAGCAAUUGUACUAAUUAAAAUGCUCACAAAUAGCACAUAAUGGUUUAAAAGGACAAGAACAAGAUAAAGAGGAUCACUUUUGAAAACAUGUUUAUUUGUGCACUUGACUAUCUACUAUGAAUUAUACAAGUUCCAUAGGGGUCAUUGUAACAUCUUUUAUGAAAUUUGCUUUCAGUGUGAACUGUCAUAAUACUUGAUAUUAGCAUCCUUCUUAAAGUAAAACUUGCAAAAUGAAACUAAUAAAUCUCUAUUAAUAAUGA